AUGCAUCUUUCCAAACUAUUCACUCUUUCAACAUCGUUAUUCUAUGUGGUUGCGGCAUCCAUAGAUAAUGACGUAUCGGUUCUAGCUAAGGAGGCUGCGCGAGCCAACAACCAGUCGCUAUUAUGGGGUCCCUACAAGCCUAACCUCUACUUUGGGGUUCGCCCUCGGAUUCCAAAUAGUCUGUCCGCGGGGUUGAUGUGGGCGAAAGUAGAUGAUUACGCCACGGCUCAGUCCAACUUCAGGCACACCUGCGAACAGAAUGAAGGGAUGGCAGGUUAUGGAUGGGACGAGUACGAUAUUCGGAAGGGCGGGCGCCAAACAAUUCAUGACGCUGGAAACUCCCUGGAUCUGACAAUUGACUUUAUCAAGGUCCCUGGCGGACAGCAUGGAGGAAGCUGGGCUGCCCGAGUAAAAGGUGUCCCGCGGGACGAUGCACCCCCGGACCAGCCUACAACAGUUGUCUUCUACAGUGCUCUGGAGGGGCUCGGUAACCUGGGACUUCACACCAAGUCUGACGACUCGCGUGGUUUUGAGGGAGAUGUGAAGCUGGCUGGUUAUACCUCAGAUCUUGGUGACUUUACAAUUGAUGUGACUGAGGGCCCUAAGACCAACGAGUAUCCGGAACAUGAACACCCAAGCUAUGAGGACAAGCCAUUGGACCGUACCUUGGUGUCCAGUUUGACUAUACCCCCGGAGCACGCGUGGCAGACGAAAGUGAUCCUGUUCUCGCAGAUGAAGGAGGGUGUAAGCGAAACUAUCGAGAAGUAUGGAGCGGAAAACCCUCCGCCCCCAUCGCAAGUCUUCACCAUCAAGAAUGCGCCAGGUGAUGGUAAUGUUCAGCUUGUGCAGAAGGUUUUUAAAGGGGCAUUUGAGUUUGAUAUCCUAUUCUCGUCUGGGUCCUCGCCCAAACCUGUGACAUCCAGCCUUCUUACCCAAGAAAUCACAAGUGCUUCGGUAGCUUUUGCUGAGCGCUUCGACAAGAUACUCCCCCCGCAGGCUCCCUUUGAUUCCGAUGAAUACACGGAAUUCUCCAAGUCAAUGCUUUCCAAUCUCGUUGGUGGCAUAGGCUACUUCCACGGUACCGAUAUUGUUGACCGCUCGGCAGCGCCAGAGUACGAUGAGGAGAAUGAAGGCUUCUGGGAAGAAACAGCGGAGGCAAGGGCAAGGGCUCAACCUGUCCUUGAAGGCCCAAAGGAUCUCUUUACCUGUGUCCCCUCUCGGCCUUUCUUCCCCAGAGGAUUUCUCUGGGACGAGGGUUUCCACCUGAUUCCGGUCGUUGAAUGGGAUACAGAUCUUGCGCUUGAAAUCGUGAAGAGUUGGUUAAGCUUAAUGGACGAAGAUGGGUGGAUUGCUCGGGAGCAAAUCCUGGGCGCUGAGGCGCGCAGCAAAGUUCCACCUGAGUUUACCGUCCAGUACCCUCACUACGCCAAUCCCCCAACCCUUUUCAUUAUUCUGGAAGCGUUCCUCGAUAAGUUAGAUGCCAACAAAAAUAUCUCAGUCGAACAAUCUUCUGAAGAUAUCGCAGAGCGUCUUCGUUCUGCCUAUGUGCAACAACCGGAGUUGGGUGAAGCUUAUAUUCGCUCAAUCUAUCCACUACUGAAGAAACAUUAUUUCUGGUAUAGAAACACUCAGAAAGGUGACAUUAAGUCCUACGACAGAGAGGCCUUUUCCACCAAGGAGGCGUACCGCUGGCGGGGCCGGUCUGUCCAGCACAUCCUAACAUCUGGGUUGGACGAUUAUCCUCGGGCACAGCCCCCACACCCCGGCGAGCUACACGUGGAUUUGAUCAGUUGGAUGGGGAUGAUGACUCGCUCUCUCCGGCGCAUUGCUGAAAGGUUGGGGGAGACCGAAGACGCUGAAGAAUUCAAGUACUAUGAAACUGCAAUUGGACGGAAUGUCGACGACCUUCAUUGGGACGAACAGGCGCAGACAUAUUGCGAUGCGACUAUUGACGAGUAUGAGGAAAGUGUUCAUGUCUGCCACAAGGGAUACAUUUCCAUCUUCCCCUUCCUCACGGGCAUGGUGAGCCCCGAUAGCCCUCGGCUAAAGGCCAUCUUGGACUUGAUCAGCGACCCAGAAGAGCUCUGGAGCGAUUUUGGUAUUCGCAGUCUAAGCAAGAAGGAUGAGUUCUACGGGACUGCUGAGAAUUAUUGGAGGAGUCCUGUAUGGAUCAACAUCAAUUAUCUGGUGUUUAAGAACCUUUAUGACGUCGCGACCACUCCUGGUCCACACCAAGAACAGGCCCGUGAAAUGUACUCCAAGCUGCGGAAGAACGUAGUUGAGAAUGUUUUCAAGGAAUGGAAGAAGACCGGGUUUGCUUGGGAACAGUAUAACCCAGAAACAGGCAAGGGACAGCGGACGCAGCAUUUCACUGGGUGGACUAGUAUGGUGGUAAAAAUGAUGUCGAUGCCCGAUCUUCCUGUGACUGAGAGCAAGGGGCACGAUGAGCUAUAG
Messenger RNA from Aspergillus pseudonomiae, 2454 nucleotides. RefSeq names its product mannosyl-oligosaccharide glucosidase (gene cwh41). The transcript is spliced from 7 exons. Gene Ontology annotation, molecular function: Glc3Man9GlcNAc2 oligosaccharide glucosidase activity. The record is from RefSeq and is a predicted model, not a curated record. Gene Ontology annotation, biological process: protein N-linked glycosylation; oligosaccharide metabolic process. NCBI's taxonomy places the organism in Eukaryota, Fungi, Ascomycota, Eurotiomycetes, Eurotiales, Aspergillaceae. Gene Ontology annotation, cellular component: endoplasmic reticulum membrane. The coding region runs from base 1 to 2454 and encodes 817 amino acids.